AUGACUCCACCUGUACCCGAGUAUCAUACUGCAAUAGAAACACCCCAGUCAUCUGUACCCGAGUAUCAUACUGCAACAGAAACACCUCAGUCACCUGUACCCGAGUAUCAUACUGCAACAGAAACACCUCAGUCACCUGUACCCGAGUAUCAUACUGCAACAGAAACACCUCAGUCACCUGUACCCGAGUAUCAUACUGCAACAGAAACACCUCAGUCACCUGUACCCGAGUAUCAUACUGCAACAGAAACACCUCAGUCACCUGUACCCGAGUAUCAUACUGCAAUAGAAACACCUCAGUCACCUGUACCCGAGUAUCAUACUGCAAUAGAAACACCUCAGUCACCUGUACCCGAGUAUCAUACUGCAAUAGAAACACCUCAGUCACCUGUACCCGAGUAUCAUACUGCAAUAGAAACACCUCAGUCACCUGUACCCGAGUAUCAUACUGCAAUAGAAACACCUCAGUCACCUGUACCCGAGUAUCAUACUGCAACAGAAAAACCUCAGUCACCUGUACCCGAGUAUCAUACUGCAACAGAAACACCUCAGUCACCUGUACCCGAGUAUCAUACUGCAACAGAAACACCUCAGUCACCUGUACCCGAGUAUCAUACUGCAAUAGAAACACCUCAGUCACCUGUACCCGAGUAUCAUACUGCAACAGAAACACCUCAGUCACCUGUACCCGAGUAUCAUACUGCAACAGAAACACCUCAGUCACCUGUACCCGAGUAUCAUACUGCAAUAGAAACACCUCAGUCACCUGUACCCGAGUAUCAUACUGCAACAGAAACACCUCAGUCACCUGUACCCGAGUAUCAUACUGCAACAGAAACACCUCAGUCACCUGUACCCGAGUAUCAUACUGCAACAGAAACACCUCAGUCACCUGUACCCGAGUAUCAUACUGCAACAGAAACACCUCAGUCACCUGUACCCGAGUAUCAUACUGCAAUAGAAACACCUCAGUCACCUGUACCCGAGUAUCAUACUGCAAUAGAAACAUGCACUGAUAAAUGUAAAGGUAGCGAUAUCUAG
Ostrea edulis (European flat oyster) is the source of this 1041-nucleotide messenger RNA. RefSeq lists its product as uncharacterized. The transcript is spliced from 2 exons. The coding region runs from base 1 to 1041 and encodes 346 amino acids. The record is from RefSeq and is a predicted model, not a curated record. NCBI's taxonomy places the organism in Eukaryota, Metazoa, Mollusca, Bivalvia, Ostreida, Ostreidae.